Messenger RNA from Pediculus humanus corporis (human body louse), 567 nucleotides. RefSeq lists its product as uncharacterized. The record is from RefSeq and is a predicted model, not a curated record. The transcript has 2 exons. The coding region runs from base 1 to 567 and encodes 188 amino acids. NCBI's taxonomy places the organism in Eukaryota, Metazoa, Arthropoda, Insecta, Psocodea, Pediculidae.
AUGCCAUUCGAUCCGAAAUUUUGGCCUGCAAGAGGAAGACGUAAUAAUGACGUCACUAACAACAAUCAUCAUAGAGAUGAUAAAAAUUGCAUUUUUAUUUACGAUGACGCUAUGACGUCACGUCACGAUUUUUCAAAACGUUCUCCGUUCGUCGAUUUUUCCAUCGUUUGCGACGAUAAGAAAAUUAACGAUUUUAAAAUAAAAUUCGAUGACGUCGAAUCGAAUGGACAAAAUGAUUUUUUCGAUAAAUAUCCUCCUCCGAUUUUUAACGGAAAUUGUCCGGUAAACGUCAUCAAACAAAUUUUAUCGCGUUAUCUUAAAGAAUUGUUGUUGAUGAAAUUAAACGAAAGUAAAAAUUCUGAGAUGUCACGGACGUCAUCGUCGUUGACGUCAUCGACGACCGAUGACGACGUUAAAGAUGUCGCGAAAAAAAAAUAUGUUAUCUAUCUCGAUUUACCGGAAUUUAUGAAAAAUUUAUUUGAUAAACCGGAUAAUAAUGAAAAAGAAAAGAAACAAGAUAUGGAGGAUCCAAAAAUUGAUAACGAUGAUGGUCUAAUGACACAAUGA